ACGCCCUCAAACACAAUGGCUGCCUCUUCAGAGGCAGGUCAACAAAUCAAAAUAGUACUACUUGGAGAUGGUACGACUGGCAAGACAUCACUAGCGACUAGAAUAUCCCAAAAUAACUUCACAAAGAAAUACGACCAGACCCUGGGAGUUGAUUUUUACCUCAGAAGACUAGAAUUACCAGGUGCUGUGCAGGUUACGUUACAAGUUUGGGACAUUGGAGGUCAAACUGUUGGUGGGAAAAUGCUUGAGAAUUACAUAUAUGGUGCUAAUGCUGUUCUACUCAUAUAUGAUAUCACUAACUAUUCUAGUUUUGAUAACUUGGAGGAAUGGCUAAAGGAGACAAAGAAGGUUUUUGCUAACUCUGAUCGACCUUUACCAUACAUGAUGCUAGUGGCAAAUAAAAUUGAUCUUGAACAUCAGAGAACAGUUAAAAGAGAGAAGCAUCUUGAAUUUGCAAAGGCACACAGAAUUACCAGUCACUCAUUAUCAGCUAAAAAUGAUGACUUGGUUUACCAAUGCUUUUUAAAAGCAGCUGCUGGUGUUUUAAAAAUCUCACUCACAUCAGCUGACUUGGAUACAAGUCAGAAAGUGAUAAAAGCUGAUAUAGAGACUGAGAAACCAGCAUCAGAAGGAGCUACUGUUCUACUCCCAACAAAGAAAACAGUUUCAAAAAAUAAGAGUGUAAUAUGUUCAUUACAAUAACUUGUCUUAUCCUCUCACUCGGUCUCUUUCUACCUUCUCUACUUCAAUUACAACGGUUUAUCACUUUUUGAUUAUUUUUAGAACAAAA
Molecule: messenger RNA, 790 nt
Organism: Amphimedon queenslandica
Lineage: Eukaryota; Metazoa; Porifera; Demospongiae; Haplosclerida; Niphatidae
Product: ras-related protein Rab-28-like
Exons: 6
Coding region: 16-702 (228 amino acids)
Molecular function (GO): GTPase activity; GTP binding
Source: RefSeq, a predicted model, not a curated record